Messenger RNA from Nyctereutes procyonoides (raccoon dog), 1437 nucleotides. It is a transcript of the gene GMPR, whose product is annotated as guanosine monophosphate reductase. Gene Ontology annotation, molecular function: GMP reductase activity. The coding region runs from base 69 to 1106 and encodes 345 amino acids. The transcript has 9 exons. Gene Ontology annotation, cellular component: GMP reductase complex. The record is from RefSeq and is a predicted model, not a curated record. NCBI's taxonomy places the organism in Eukaryota, Metazoa, Chordata, Mammalia, Carnivora, Canidae. Gene Ontology annotation, biological process: nucleotide metabolic process.
GGCGCCCGCGCUGCAGGAAGGAGGUGCCCGCUCUCAGCCGCGCCUGCCCCAGCGCGCCGAUCCGCACCAUGCCCCGCAUAGAUGCCGACCUCAAGCUGGACUUUAAGGAUGUCCUGCUCCGACCCAAGCGGAGCAGCCUCAGGAGCCGAGCCGAGGUGGACCUUGAGCGUACCUUCACAUUUCGAAACUCAAAGCAGACCUACUCAGGGAUUCCCAUCAUUGUGGCCAACAUGGACACCGUGGGGACAUUUGAAAUGGCAGUGGUGAUGUCACAGCACUCCAUGUUUACAGCAGUUCAUAAGCACUAUACCCUGGAUGACUGGAAGCUCUUUGCUGCUCAUCACCCAGAAUGUCUGCAGCACGUAGCCGUGAGUUCGGGCAGUGGGAAGAGCGAUAUGGAAAAGAUGAGUGGCAUCUUGGAAGCGGUGCCGCAGGUCAAGUUUAUUUGCCUGGAUGUGGCCAACGGGUACUCAGAACAUUUUGUGGAGUUCGUGAAGCUGGUGCGUGCCAAAUUUCCAGAACAUACCAUCAUGGCAGGGAACGUGGUAACAGGGGAGAUGGUGGAAGAGCUUAUUCUUUCUGGAGCGGACAUAAUCAAAGUGGGUGUCGGACCAGGUUCCGUGUGUACCACCCGCACCAAGACGGGGGUGGGCUACCCCCAGCUCAGUGCUGUGAUCGAGUGUGCGGACUCUGCCCACGGCCUGAAGGGUCACAUCAUCUCCGACGGAGGCUGCACGUGUCCAGGAGAUGUCGCCAAAGCCUUUGGAGCUGGAGCAGAUUUUGUCAUGCUGGGCGGGAUGUUUUCAGGCCACACCGAGUGUGCUGGGGAGGUGAUCGAGAAGAAUGGGCAGAAGCUCAAGCUCUUCUACGGGAUGAGCUCCGAAACAGCAAUGAAGAAGCAUGCAGGAGGGGUCGCUGAAUACAGAGCAUCUGAGGGCAAGACUGUGGAAGUGCCUUACAAGGGGGAUGUAGAAAACACUAUUCUGGAUAUUCUUGGGGGACUGAGGUCUACCUGCACUUAUGUGGGAGCCGCCAAACUCAAAGAGCUCAGCAGGAGGGCGACGUUCAUCCGGGUGACCCAACAGCACAACAUGGUGUUCAGCUAACCUUGAGGAUGAGGUGACGUCCAGCUUGUGGAAGCUUCCACUCACACCUGCUUUCCCACCUCCCUCCUGUUACAUCAGAGUUUCUGGCUGUUCUGAGUGGUGGACGACUGCCUCCUGCUCCGCUACCCGCACCCUGGAGGCUCUGGGGCUCCCCUCGUGCCUUCGGGGGGCCCAGAAGAGGGCCCUGACCCAGUCAGUGGUCAGAGCCCAGCUGCCUGGAACUCAUAACCUCAUUGUUAAAACUAACUCACCUCUUUCUUUCUCUCUCUCUCUCUCUUUUUUUUUUUUUAAAGAGAAAUGGUUUCACUUUAAUAUAAUGCAAUUAUCUUAA